Messenger RNA from Homo sapiens (human), 4341 nucleotides. It is a transcript of the gene TRPV4, whose product is annotated as transient receptor potential cation channel subfamily V member 4. The transcript is spliced from 16 exons. The coding region runs from base 1039 to 3807 and encodes 922 amino acids. NCBI's taxonomy places the organism in Eukaryota, Metazoa, Chordata, Mammalia, Primates, Hominidae. Gene Ontology annotation, biological process: positive regulation of microtubule depolymerization; positive regulation of interleukin-6 production; cellular response to heat. Gene Ontology annotation, molecular function: calcium channel activity; actin binding; actin filament binding. Gene Ontology annotation, cellular component: membrane; cell surface; ruffle membrane. The record is from RefSeq and is a predicted model, not a curated record.
AGAUUGUGCCACUGCACUGCAGUCUGGGUGAGAGAGUGAGACCCUGUCUCAACAAACAAACACCCGCUGCUCUGAAUGAACGCUGUUGUGAAGAUGUCAGUGUGUGAGGAUGUUCACAGUCGUGCAGGAACGUUCUUGGGUGCCUCCCUGAUGCACACCUGGUGCAGCUGGGAGCUUCCCCACUGUGGAGGGGCUCCUGGUAGGAGGCAUUGUGAGCCCGUGCGGGAACGAAGGGCCCACCAUGCCUGCUCACAGUGGGCACACACACAUGCACACGCCCAUGGAGGAAGGUGGGAAGAAAUGUACAUGACAGUCACACGCAGAGGAGACACAUGUGGACUCACACCCAGGCUCUCAGCCUCUCUCCCUGCCUGCAUCCCCGACUUCCCUCCCUCCUAAAACUGGCAUGAGUUUGGAAUGUGUAAUAACAGCCUUUAGGGCAAAUUAGAACAGGGAGUAAACUCUUUCUCUGACCACAGAGAACAGGACAGUGUUUGGGGAGGGAAUUGCCACAGAGCAGCAGAGCCGGGUGUGUGUGUGUGUGUGUACACAUGCCUAUGUGUAUGUGUACACGUGAGCUAGUGUGUACACACUCCUGAGUGCUGUGAUGUGGAAGGAGCCCAGGGCUAGGAGUCUAGAGGUUUUCUUCAAAGCCAUUUGCUCCCUAGCUGGCCUCUCAGAGCCUCCGUUUCCUUAGCUGUAAAGUGGGAGCAAUAGCCUAGCUUUGUUCAGGUUCUUCGGGGGAUUGAAUGAGAGAGGGGCUUGGUGGAUUUUAGCAUGGGCUAUAAAAUGUCAGGCUGUAGUGCUGGCACGUGUGUGCAUGUGUGUUUUGGGGAAGGGGAGUAAGGAGGACAGGUAAAUCAGGACCAUAUCAUAGUGGUGAUGAUGAUAAUUAAAUGUGACAAGAUCCAACAUUUAUCAAAUAUUUCUUAGGUGCCCAAGAAACACUUGACCUGCCUUAUCUCCCAGAAGCCCUACAAGGGAGGUGCUAUUAUUGCAAUCCCCAUUUUACAAGUAGAGAAACCGAGGCUCAGAGAGAUGAGAAUGGGCGGCAGUAAUCAUCCCUUCCUCCUGGGGGUGGUUGUGAAGCUUGAAGGAGACACUGUAAGCGCUCGGGUGGUACCCUGGUACUCCAUCACUAACCUGCUGUGUGACCUCAGGCUGAGCAGUGCAGACGGGCCUGGGGCAGGCAUGGCGGAUUCCAGCGAAGGCCCCCGCGCGGGGCCCGGGGAGGUGGCUGAGCUCCCCGGGGAUGAGAGUGGCACCCCAGGUGGGGAGGCUUUUCCUCUCUCCUCCCUGGCCAAUCUGUUUGAGGGGGAGGAUGGCUCCCUUUCGCCCUCACCGGCUGAUGCCAGUCGCCCUGCUGGCCCAGGCGAUGGGCGACCAAAUCUGCGCAUGAAGUUCCAGGGCGCCUUCCGCAAGGGGGUGCCCAACCCCAUCGAUCUGCUGGAGUCCACCCUAUAUGAGUCCUCGGUGGUGCCUGGGCCCAAGAAAGCACCCAUGGACUCACUGUUUGACUACGGCACCUAUCGUCACCACUCCAGUGACAACAAGAGGUGGAGGAAGAAGAUCAUAGAGAAGCAGCCGCAGAGCCCCAAAGCCCCUGCCCCUCAGCCGCCCCCCAUCCUCAAAGUCUUCAACCGGCCUAUCCUCUUUGACAUCGUGUCCCGGGGCUCCACUGCUGACCUGGACGGGCUGCUCCCAUUCUUGCUGACCCACAAGAAACGCCUAACUGAUGAGGAGUUUCGAGAGCCAUCUACGGGGAAGACCUGCCUGCCCAAGGCCUUGCUGAACCUGAGCAAUGGCCGCAACGACACCAUCCCUGUGCUGCUGGACAUCGCGGAGCGCACCGGCAACAUGAGGGAGUUCAUUAACUCGCCCUUCCGUGACAUCUACUAUCGAGGUCAGACAGCCCUGCACAUCGCCAUUGAGCGUCGCUGCAAACACUACGUGGAACUUCUCGUGGCCCAGGGAGCUGAUGUCCACGCCCAGGCCCGUGGGCGCUUCUUCCAGCCCAAGGAUGAGGGGGGCUACUUCUACUUUGGGGAGCUGCCCCUGUCGCUGGCUGCCUGCACCAACCAGCCCCACAUUGUCAACUACCUGACGGAGAACCCCCACAAGAAGGCGGACAUGCGGCGCCAGGACUCGCGAGGCAACACAGUGCUGCAUGCGCUGGUGGCCAUUGCUGACAACACCCGUGAGAACACCAAGUUUGUUACCAAGAUGUACGACCUGCUGCUGCUCAAGUGUGCCCGCCUCUUCCCCGACAGCAACCUGGAGGCCGUGCUCAACAACGACGGCCUCUCGCCCCUCAUGAUGGCUGCCAAGACGGGCAAGAUUGGGAUCUUUCAGCACAUCAUCCGGCGGGAGGUGACGGAUGAGGACACACGGCACCUGUCCCGCAAGUUCAAGGACUGGGCCUAUGGGCCAGUGUAUUCCUCGCUUUAUGACCUCUCCUCCCUGGACACGUGUGGGGAAGAGGCCUCCGUGCUGGAGAUCCUGGUGUACAACAGCAAGAUUGAGAACCGCCACGAGAUGCUGGCUGUGGAGCCCAUCAAUGAACUGCUGCGGGACAAGUGGCGCAAGUUCGGGGCCGUCUCCUUCUACAUCAACGUGGUCUCCUACCUGUGUGCCAUGGUCAUCUUCACUCUCACCGCCUACUACCAGCCGCUGGAGGGCACACCGCCGUACCCUUACCGCACCACGGUGGACUACCUGCGGCUGGCUGGCGAGGUCAUUACGCUCUUCACUGGGGUCCUGUUCUUCUUCACCAACAUCAAAGACUUGUUCAUGAAGAAAUGCCCUGGAGUGAAUUCUCUCUUCAUUGAUGGCUCCUUCCAGCUGCUCUACUUCAUCUACUCUGUCCUGGUGAUCGUCUCAGCAGCCCUCUACCUGGCAGGGAUCGAGGCCUACCUGGCCGUGAUGGUCUUUGCCCUGGUCCUGGGCUGGAUGAAUGCCCUUUACUUCACCCGUGGGCUGAAGCUGACGGGGACCUAUAGCAUCAUGAUCCAGAAGAUUCUCUUCAAGGACCUUUUCCGAUUCCUGCUCGUCUACUUGCUCUUCAUGAUCGGCUACGCUUCAGCCCUGGUCUCCCUCCUGAACCCGUGUGCCAACAUGAAGGUGUGCAAUGAGGACCAGACCAACUGCACAGUGCCCACUUACCCCUCGUGCCGUGACAGCGAGACCUUCAGCACCUUCCUCCUGGACCUGUUUAAGCUGACCAUCGGCAUGGGCGACCUGGAGAUGCUGAGCAGCACCAAGUACCCCGUGGUCUUCAUCAUCCUGCUGGUGACCUACAUCAUCCUCACCUUUGUGCUGCUCCUCAACAUGCUCAUUGCCCUCAUGGGCGAGACAGUGGGCCAGGUCUCCAAGGAGAGCAAGCACAUCUGGAAGCUGCAGUGGGCCACCACCAUCCUGGACAUUGAGCGCUCCUUCCCCGUAUUCCUGAGGAAGGCCUUCCGCUCUGGGGAGAUGGUCACCGUGGGCAAGAGCUCGGACGGCACUCCUGACCGCAGGUGGUGCUUCAGGGUGGAUGAGGUGAACUGGUCUCACUGGAACCAGAACUUGGGCAUCAUCAACGAGGACCCGGGCAAGAAUGAGACCUACCAGUAUUAUGGCUUCUCGCAUACCGUGGGCCGCCUCCGCAGGGAUCGCUGGUCCUCGGUGGUACCCCGCGUGGUGGAACUGAACAAGAACUCGAACCCGGACGAGGUGGUGGUGCCUCUGGACAGCAUGGGGAACCCCCGCUGCGAUGGCCACCAGCAGGGUUACCCCCGCAAGUGGAGGACUGAUGACGCCCCGCUCUAGGGACUGCAGCCCAGCCCCAGCUUCUCUGCCCACUCAUUUCUAGUCCAGCCGCAUUUCAGCAGUGCCUUCUGGGGUGUCCCCCCACACCCUGCUUUGGCCCCAGAGGCGAGGGACCAGUGGAGGUGCCAGGGAGGCCCCAGGACCCUGUGGUCCCCUGGCUCUGCCUCCCCACCCUGGGGUGGGGGCUCCCGGCCACCUGUCUUGCUCCUAUGGAGUCACAUAAGCCAACGCCAGAGCCCCUCCACCUCAGGCCCCAGCCCCUGCCUCUCCAUUAUUUAUUUGCUCUGCUCUCAGGAAGCGACGUGACCCCUGCCCCAGCUGGAACCUGGCAGAGGCCUUAGGACCCCGUUCCAAGUGCACUGCCCGGCCAAGCCCCAGCCUCAGCCUGCGCCUGAGCUGCAUGCGCCACCAUUUUUGGCAGCGUGGCAGCUUUGCAAGGGGCUGGGGCCCUCGGCGUGGGGCCAUGCCUUCUGUGUGUUCUGUAGUGUCUGGGAUUUGCCGGUGCUCAAUAAAUGUUUAUUCAUUGACGGUGGA